AUGCCGGUGAACGCAGUCGUGGGGCACGGCUUCGUGGCGCAAGUCGCCCUCGGCACGCCGCCCACGACGCAGACCGUCCUCAUCGACACCGCGGCGUCCUUCUCGUGGGUGCAGUGCAGCCCCUGCGGCGCCCGUAACAACAACGGCUGCUACUACAACCAGGACGUCCCGCUGUUCGACAGCCAGACGUCCUCCACCUACACCGCGGGAGCACAAUAUAUGGACCGAUCGGUGUCCGAGGGGUCGCUGAGCAGGGAAACGCUCACCAUCGGCCAAGACAACAAGUUCCCGGGGUUCGUGUUUGGCUGCAGCCGGCGGUACGAGGCACCGUUCGGAAGGUACUCGGCUAUCUUCGGCUUUGCAAACGACCGUCUCUCCUUUUUCUCCCAAGUUGUGGACAAAUCCCGUCAGUACCGAGCAUUCUCCUACUGCUACCUUCCUUCACCCACCUCCGUAGGGUUCAUACAAGUGGGGUCAUAUGACGACGGUGGUUUGGCCUUCACUCCCAUGUUCACCAAAGGCCAAGACUACUUCCUAGCGCUGACAGACAUCACGGUUGGCCAGCGGCAAGUUCUCCGGGCGCCAGACGAGAACGUCCGAGUUUGA
Brachypodium distachyon (stiff brome) is the source of this 606-nucleotide messenger RNA. Its product is annotated as aspartyl protease family protein At5g10770. Gene Ontology annotation, molecular function: aspartic-type endopeptidase activity. NCBI's taxonomy places the organism in Eukaryota, Viridiplantae, Streptophyta, Magnoliopsida, Poales, Poaceae. The transcript is spliced from 2 exons. The coding region runs from base 1 to 606 and encodes 201 amino acids. Gene Ontology annotation, biological process: proteolysis. The record is from RefSeq and is a predicted model, not a curated record.